UAUCGAUAGUAUCGUCGAUAUUUUUCCACCUCUUCUAGUAUUGAUAACACCACAGUAUACGAUAACACGGAUAAGAAAAUGUAUGGAAAAUGACCACUCUACCAAAACUUAUGCGCCUGGGAGUGAUUCAGCUGAAGGUUGGCAAGGACAAAAUUUCAAAUGUUGAAAAUGCCGUAGCGAAGAUUGGGCAAGUGGUCCACGAAUAUAAACCUCGUCUGGUGACUUUGCCCGAAUGCUUCAAUUGUCCCUAUGGUACGAAAUACUUUAGAGAGUAUUCCGAAACGAUACCCGGCGGUUAUACCUCGCAACAGUUAUCUGCCGCCGCAAAAUCUUAUGGCAUUUACAUAGUUGGUGGCUCUAUUCCGGAAAUGGGUGAAAAAGAUGAUAUUUACAAUACCUGCACUGUAUGGGACCCUAGUGGAAAUUUGAUUGCAAAAUAUCGUAAAAUGCACCUCUUCGAUAUUGACGUUAAAGGGGGAAUAUGCUUUAAGGAAUCCGAGACUCUAACUGCUGGUUCAAAUUUUACUGUGAUAGAAGUAGAUGGUCAUAAAAUUGGUAUUGGCAUAUGUUACGAUAUGAGAUUUGAAGAACUGGCAAGAGUAUACCGCAACAAAGGUUGCGAGAUGAUUAUCUACCCUGGUGCAUUUAACAUGACGACUGGACCCUUACAUUGGGAAUUGUUGCAACGCUCACGUGCAAACGAUAAUCAGUUAUAUGUUGUAACCAAUUCACCUGCUCGUGAUAAGGACGCUGAAUACAUAGCUUGGGGCUAUUCAAUGGUGGUGGAUCCAUGGGCAAAAGUUCUAAAAAGCGCUUCUGAUGGCGAAGAUGUAAUUUCUAUAGAUAUUGAUUUCUCAGUUGUAGAACAAGUUCGUGCCCAAAUUCCUACUUUCAGACAACGUCGAUUGGAUCUAUAUAAAACGGAAAUUGUGAAUCAGGAUUAGUAACUAAUUCUUGUGCGUUUUUAAGACGGAUGCACAUAUCAUCAUUUGACGUCUUCGAAAAUGGCUGCAUUUCUUUAUUUAUUCUGAACGUUUGGAAUAAACUUUUUUGUUUACUUAUUGUUUAGAACGUUCCUGAUAUGUUAACGUGUAUUUCAAACACAUUCUGUUUAUUCUGGCUGUGAAAAGGGAUUCUAGAAUGUAUAAAGAAACGCAACGCAACCAAUGUU
Molecule: messenger RNA, 1171 nt
Organism: Rhagoletis zephyria (snowberry fruit fly)
Lineage: Eukaryota; Metazoa; Arthropoda; Insecta; Diptera; Tephritidae
Product: omega-amidase NIT2
Biological process (GO): oxaloacetate metabolic process; L-glutamine metabolic process
Cellular component (GO): mitochondrion
Molecular function (GO): omega-amidase activity
Source: RefSeq, a predicted model, not a curated record